GGUUUCAUUGGCUUUCUCGUGGUGCAGCUUGGCUGCCGGUAGCCGCCUCGGUGGCCUGCGCCCUCUCGCCCCUCGAGGCUCCCACUGUGCUGGCUGCCGUCCCCUCCGGCCUGGGCGGGGCAGCAGCCAGUGCCCUCCACGAGCGGCAGUUGGGCCCUGAAGUCCCGGGUUCCGGAAGGUUCCAGCGGCCCCUGCCCCCACCGGAUUCUGUGUGAAAGAAGGGGGCGAGAGGGCGGGAGGUUGUCCUCCACCCCACCUGCGCCCCCACCUCUCCCAGCCCUCGGACGCCCUGGCCUGGUGUCCAGCCGGGGGCCUGGGCCCGCAGCCUACGCCACAGCGCCCAGCAGCUGGUGACGCCAUGUCAGGAGCCGCCGCCCAGGGUGAGCUGCCGAGGCGCCAUCUCGUAGAGCUGGCCGCCAGCCCCCCAUCGGAGUCGCUCCCCUCCCGGCCGAGCACCCCCACCAUGGAGGACCUGGAGCUCCUGCUGGCCAGCCCCGAGCCCUUGAGCCGGGGGGAGACAGAGCAGCGUGGGUCCAGCCGCCCGCUGGUGUCCAGUGCCUCCAGGCCCGAGCAGGACACCGCCAAGCGCUGGCAGCAGCUGGAGCGACAGGUGGCUGACCUGCAGGCCGAGGUGGCGCACCUGCGGGGUCACAAGGAGCGCUGUGAGUGCGCCUCGCUGAGCCUGCUGCGCGACCUGGAGCUGCAGCGGGCGGCGCAGACGCCCGAGAAGGCGGCGCUGGAGGUGAGCGCGGGGCGGGCCGCGGGAGUCGGCACACGGGGCCCCAGCCUGCUCAGCCCUGCGCCCUCCCCGCAGCUCCACGGCCCCCACAACCAGAUGCAGGCCCUGGACAGGAGGCUGGUGGAGGUCCGGGAAGCCCUGACCGAGGUCCGGAGGAGGCAGGCGCUGCAGGACGCCGAGCGGAAGGGCGCCGAGCAGGAGGCCCGCGUCAGGCUGGCCAAGCUGACCAGCUUGCUGAGGCAGGAGGAGCAGGCCCGGGAGGCCGCCUGCAGCACCCUGCAGAAGGGCCAGGAGGACAGCAGCCAGAGAGUGGACCAGGAGGUGGCCAGGAUGCAGGCCCAGGUGACCACGCUGGGCGAGGAGAUGAGUCUGCGCUUCCUGAAGAGGGAGGCCAAGCUCUGCGGCUUCCUGCAGAGGAGCUUCCUGGCCCUGGAGCAGAGGAUGAAGGCCUCGGAGGGCGCCAGGCUGCAGGCCGAGGGCAGCCUGCGGCAGGAGCUGGACGGCCGCUGGCAGAAGCUGCAGGAGCAGAGCGAGGAGCGGGCGCAGGCGCAGCGCGAGCAGGAGGGUGGCCGCCUGCUGGCACAGUGCCGGGGCCUGGACGCAGCCGUGGUCCAGCUCACCAAGUUCGUGCGGCAGAACCAGGUGUCUCUGAACCGUGUCCUCCUGGCCGAGCAGAAGGCCCGCGAUGCCAAGGUGUGCUUGGAGGAGAGCCAGGCCGGGGAGUUGGCCUCCCACGUGCAGGAGAGCCUGCAGGCCGUGCAGCUGGCCGGGCAGCGGGCCCAGCAGGAGACGCAGGGCGCACUGGAGCUGCUCCGAGAGAAGAACCAGGCCCUGGAGCGGGCCGUGGCCGAGCUGGCCCUGCAGGUGGAAGACCUGGGUGCCCACUGCCUGGCCCUGGGCUGCAGGCUGGACCUGCAGGCGCAGACGCUGGGGCAGAGGCUGUCGGCAGCGCAGACAGAAUGGGAGGGGGCCGAGAGGAAGUCCCUGCAGGACCUGGCCCUGUGGCGGAAGGAGGUGGCCGGGCAGCUGGGGGAGCUGCGGGACAAAGUAGACAGCCUCCCCCUGCAGGUGGGCACGGGCACGCCGCCCCUCCCGCCCCUGCGGCCCUGGGACCGCCGGGGCUCCCGCGAGCCAGCUGUCCUGCGUGGCCGCCCCGUUUCAGGUGGAGGGCGUCUCGGACAAGUGCUUCUUCCACAAGAGAGACUCGGACCUGAAGAUCGCGGCCGAAGGCGAGGCCAGGGAGCAGGAGGUGGGGGCCGUGCGGCAGGAGCUGGCCGCCCUGCUGUCGUCCGUGCAGCUGCUGAAGGAGGACAACCCGGGGCGGAAGAUCGCCGAGAUCCAGGGCAAGCUGGCCACGUUCCAGAGCCAGAUGGUGAGGCUGGGAGACAGCGUCCAGGCCCACAGGACCGUCCAGAACCUGAAGCUCAACGCGGAGGCCAAGCUGGUGAGGGGACGCCCCGGGCCCCGGCCGGCCGUGUGCGGGCGUCUCCGGCAGCCGGGAGUAAGCCCGUCCCCGCCCCGCCCGCAGCGCACGGAGGAGGUGGCCGCGCUGCGGGAGAGCGUGCUGCGCCUGUGGAGCGAGGAGGGCCCCUGGGCGCUGACGCUGGGCAGCAGGCGGCUGCUCAUGUCCCUGGUGCGACAGCGGUUCUUCGUCAAGGACGUGGGCGCCGGCGAGCUGGCCCCCGUGAACCAGUGGGGCGUGUACCAGGCCGUGAGGUGGCUGCGGUGGAAGGCCGUCCUCAUGACGCUGGGGGCCCCGCGGAGGCCGGGACGAGGUCCCCAGAAGAGCCGUGGCCGGGAGCCUGCGGUGCUGCCCCCCCGAGUGCCCCCGCCCCAGAAAUAAACACACCGGCUCCUGCACCGACGCAGCCAGAGUCCCCGGGCCCGCGGGCUGACGGCAGGGGAGAGGCCUGUCGUGGGAGCGGCCAGCUCCAGGAGGGGUCAGCGCAGCGGCCCCGCCCCUGGAGUCCAACGCCUUUCCUGUCCACCAGCCCAGCCCUGGCCAGCUCCCUUCCCGCGGUGGGCGUGGGCGUGGGCCCGCGCCCCCCCGGCCCACCGAGAGCAUCCGGGCCAGGGGCGCUGAAGGGCAGGGCCCGAGCCUGCAGGCCAGUGGUGGCCUAG
Molecule: messenger RNA, 2860 nt
Organism: Oryctolagus cuniculus (rabbit)
Lineage: Eukaryota; Metazoa; Chordata; Mammalia; Lagomorpha; Leporidae
Source: RefSeq, a predicted model, not a curated record